This is a messenger RNA of Pseudogymnoascus verrucosus, 1574 nucleotides long. RefSeq lists its product as uncharacterized. The transcript has a single exon. The coding region runs from base 193 to 1110 and encodes 305 amino acids. Gene Ontology annotation, molecular function: hydrolase activity. The record is from RefSeq and is a predicted model, not a curated record. Lineage: Eukaryota; Fungi; Ascomycota; Leotiomycetes; Thelebolales; Thelebolaceae.
CAUGAGCAAAUGAGCAUUGACGUAAUCGGCUAAAUCACAGCCGAAUUUAUAUUUCCCCUCAUCUAUUUUCGCGAACAGUGUCUAUACAAUCCCACAACAGUUACUGGUAGAGUUGAGAUCGAGUCAUCACGAACGGCGAUUUAAGUAACGGCUGCAGCUUACAGCAACCAGAACUCGAUCAUUGCAUUGACAAUGGGCCUGUUUGGCUUCCUGCAGUACCUGCGCCUUAAAUUCCUUAUCUCGUCUCUGCGCCUCCUUGUGCAACUCGUUGCUCCGUUGCCAGUACCCAAGCCAGACUUAGUUUUGAGGAUCCCAUCUCGCGACAAGGGGCGGACCAUCAAAGCUAAUGUCUAUAACCCGAGUGGGGAGCCCGGAAGCGCUAGAGGGCCUCAUCCUGUACUGAUAAACUUCUUCGGAAGUGGGUUUGCUCUCCAAUAUCACGGUGCUGAUGAGCCUUUCUGUCGGUUCAUCGCUACGAAGACCAGCCACGUAGUUCUCGACGUCCAGUAUCGUGUGGCACCAGAAAACCCUUUCCCCGCAGCAGUCAACGACGCCGAGGACGCCGUGAAGUACGUACUCAGCCACCCAGAUGAGUACCUGAUUUCGCAUGUGUCCCUUAGUGGAUUCUCAUCUGGCGGAACCCUUGCACUUGUCAACUCGACCCUGUUUCCCCAUGGUACCUUUCAGUCCCUCGUUGGAUUCUAUCCUUCUCCUAGCAUGGCCGGGGAUCCAGCGACGAGAAAAGCCCCUGUGCCUGGCAGAGAACGACCGUCAUUCUGGACGAAAGUCUUCCGCGAGGCUUACAUACGAGACAAAGAUGCUAGGGACCCUCGCAUCUCGCCAGUCUUUGCUGAUACGACCAACUUUCCACAGGAAAUGCUAAUAUUUACUGCGGACCAUGAUGUUUCAGCCACAGACAUGGAGGCACUAGCUGAGAGGAUCAAAACAGACGGCCAUGCGAGUGGCAGAAACUUAGUGCUAAGGCGGAUGGAGGACUGCGAUCAUGGCUUUGACAAGAACAAGAAGCGCGAAAACCAGAUGGAGGCUGGUCGAAGGGCUUACGCUCAGGUCGCGGUAUUUCUGAACAGGUUGGAGGGAGAGAGUGGAUAAUUCUGCUUUGCAGAUAAAACCAAUACUAGGAAUGUUACAACUAUAUGGUACUCGAUGGCUCGAAGCCCGCCAAAAAGAUAUGCCGUAACUGAUCCAAUACAACAUUCUGUUCUGGUUUCCAGAUCCCGGAUUGCUAUGCAUCCAGGCUAUGUUUCUGAUUCUAGGGCUCAGCUUCUCAUCCGUACCACUUUCAGCACGUCUUGAGGGAGGAAGUAUUCAGCAGACAUCACCGAUUUGCUCUAAAUCCGAGGGAUCUACUAUGCUCAGGCUGUUAUAUUUUCAGUAAAAACAUAGUAAUUGCUGAUAUUGUGGCCGCUAGCUUGCGACGAAGUUAACGAAUAAUGUAAGGACUGGACUAGCGUUCCAAGCUAUAAUCUUGCUCUCAAUAGCCCAUCUUUAUCCUAGAGUCUAUUAAGUAUUAUUGUUGUCAUUAUUAUCCCCAAAUGCAAUAUAUAUCAUUCCCU